This is a messenger RNA of Cryptomeria japonica (Japanese cedar), 525 nucleotides long. RefSeq lists its product as uncharacterized. Lineage: Eukaryota; Viridiplantae; Streptophyta; Pinopsida; Cupressales; Cupressaceae. The transcript has a single exon. The coding region runs from base 1 to 525 and encodes 174 amino acids. The record is from RefSeq and is a predicted model, not a curated record.
AUGGAUAGGGGAAGUGCCCAAGGUGAAGACUUUGCAGUAGCCAUGCAUGACAUUCAUAAGAAGACUAGGGAGACACUUAAGAAGAAUGUAGACAAGUAUAAGAGGAAGGCAGACUUGAAGAGGAAAGAUGUACAAUUCAAGGUGGGUGAUCUAGUAUUGGUACAUUUUAGGAAGGAAAGACUGCCAAAGGGAAAGUAUACAAAGUUGAUGAUGAAGAAUAUAGGGCCAUGUAAAGUGGUUCACAAGUAUGAAAACAAUGCUUAUGAGAUUGAACUUCCACCAGGGGUUUCUAUCUCAACCAUAUUCAAUGUAGUAGAUUUGUAUCCCUAUAAGGAAUCCGAUUUUGUGGGUCAAGGAGAAGGAGCUGAAGAUGGUGAUAUAAAAUGGGUCAAGGACCUUCCUCCUUCUCAGCCUAUGCAACUUGGAGCCAUUUUGGACUCAAGAGAAGUGAAGAGGACAAGGAGAAAAUUCUAUAAGGAGCACCUAGUCAAGUGGUUAAGUCUACCAAAUGGAGAUUCCACCUAA